CGGCGGCGGCGCUCUCCCCGCCCACUCGCCCGCACCGGAUGUUUGCUGCACGGCGGGCGGAAGUGGGUCCGUCUGGAAUGCGUUCCCCCACGGCGCGGUUUCGGGCUCCGGCAGCGGCACCACCGCCGGGUGCGGGCGGCCCGGGCCGAUGAGCAAAGCGUGGCGGCGGGGCAGGAUGGAAGGCGGCGAGCACGGUGAGGAGGACGAUGGCGGCGGGCACGGCGCGCACAAGAAGAAGCACAAGAAGCACAAGAAAAAGCACAAGAAGAAGCACCACCACGAGCCCGCGGCAGCGCCCGAGGCCCCGCAGCCUACGGCCGCCCCGCGGAAACCGCAGCUGAAGCUGAAGAUCAAACUGGGGGGGCAGAUCCUGGGCACCAAGAGCGUGCCCACCUUCACCGUGGUCCCUGAAGCACAGAGUUCCCCCUCCCCGCUGAUGGUGGUGGACGAGGAGGAUGAGCCCACCGAGGGAGUGCCCAUUGAGCAGUACCGGGCCUGGCUGGAUGAGGACAGCAACCUGGACCCCUCCCCUUUGCCGGACCUGGACUCAGAGAGUUGCUUCCCCGCCCGCGAGGAUGAGGAGGAGGAAGAGGAGCGUUGGCUCGACGCCCUGGAGAAGGGCGAGCUGGACGACAACGGAGAGCUCAAGAAGGAAGUGGACGAAUCCCUGCUGACGGCGCGGCAGAGAGCCCUCCUGCACAAGCAGCAGAGCCAGCCGCUGCUGGAGCUGCCCAUGGGCUACAAGGCCAAGGAGCUGACGGAGGAGAUGCUGGUGAAGCGCGAGGAGCGGGCGCGCAAACGGCGCCUGCAGGCGGCCAAGAAGGCGGAGGAGAACAAGAACCAGACCAUCGAGCGGCUCACCAAGACCCACAAGGCCAAAGUGAAGGCGCUGCGGGAGCGCCGGGCCCGGCCGGCCGCCUGCCCCGUGGUGCAGUACCGCAACGCCGCCGAUCUCAUCACCGUCUCCUUCCCCGCGGGCGCUGCGCCGCCGCUGCUGCCCAGCACCGCCCCCCCGGUGCCGCCGGCCGCGCUGUGCGGCGUCAGCGGCUGCGCCAACCGCCGCCGUUACUGCUGCUCCCGCACCGGGCUGCCGCUCUGCAGCCUGGCCUGCUACAAGCGCAACCUGCGGCUGCAGGAGGCCGCCGCCUGACCGCGGGCCGGGACCGAGGCCGCGCUGCGGACGGCAAACAGCCGGCGCCGCCCUUCCCGCGUGCGGCGCCGCGCGUCCCGGUGCGCGGGGCGGCGGCACGUUGGCGGGACGGAACAGCGCCCUGGUUGGUCGGCGUGGCCGUCAAUCUUCAGACGAGUCGUGCGUUCGCUUUUCUUUGGCCGCUCUCUCGCGGGUGGCCGCCCCGGGGGGCGGGCCCGGGCGCGCGGUUGGUGGCGACGCCCGUCCGUCACGCGCGGUGACGGAGGGCGAGGCCGCCGUUGGCCGCGGCUCCCGUCGGUCGCGGCCGGGAGGGCGGGGCCGCGCCUCCGAUUGGCCGCGGGCGCCGCGGGGGCGGGACUCGGUCCCUUUGUCUCUGUUGUCGGGCGUGAGGCGCGGGCAGACGGCCGCCGAUUGGACGAGGCGGGGCGGCGGCGGCGGCUCCGGUUGGCCGGCGGCGGCGGGGCGGCGUCG
This is a messenger RNA of Phasianus colchicus (ring-necked pheasant), 1621 nucleotides long. It is a transcript of the gene INO80B, whose product is annotated as INO80 complex subunit B. The record is from RefSeq and is a predicted model, not a curated record. Lineage: Eukaryota; Metazoa; Chordata; Aves; Galliformes; Phasianidae. Gene Ontology annotation, biological process: chromatin remodeling. Gene Ontology annotation, cellular component: Ino80 complex.